Molecule: messenger RNA, 1849 nt
Organism: Rhinopithecus roxellana (golden snub-nosed monkey)
Lineage: Eukaryota; Metazoa; Chordata; Mammalia; Primates; Cercopithecidae
Gene: ALAS2
Product: 5'-aminolevulinate synthase 2
Biological process (GO): heme biosynthetic process; erythrocyte development; hemoglobin biosynthetic process
Cellular component (GO): mitochondrial matrix; mitochondrion
Molecular function (GO): 5-aminolevulinate synthase activity; pyridoxal phosphate binding
Source: RefSeq, a predicted model, not a curated record
AUGAGAAGGGGAGAGGUUGUUCUGGGAUGGAACAAGAAAAAGACGUUGUUUUGUGAGGACUUCGGGCUCAAGAUGGUGACUGCAGCCAUGCUGCUACAGUGCUGCCCAGUGCUUGCCCGGGGCCCCACAAGCCUCCUAGGCAAGGUGGUUAAGACUCAUCAGUUCCUGUUUGGUGUUGGACACUGUCCCAUCCUGGCUACCCAAGGACCAAACUGUUCUCAAAUCCACCUUAAGGCAACAAAGGCUGGAGGAGAUUCUCCAUCUUGGGCCAAGGGCCACUGUCCCUUCAUGCUGUCGGAACUCCAGGAUGGGAAGAGCAAGAUUGUGCAGAAGGCAGCCCCAGAAGUGCAGGAGGAUGUGAAGGCUUUCAAGACAGGAAACUAUGUCUUCAGUUAUGACCAGUUUUUCAGGGACAAGAUCACGGAGAAGAAACAGGAUCACACCUACCGUGUGUUCAAGACUGUGAACCGCUGGGCUGAUGCAUAUCCCUUUGCCCAACAUUUCUCUGAGGCAUCUGUGGCCUCAAAGGAUGUGUCCAUCUGGUGUAGUAAUGAUUACCUGGGCAUGAGCCGACACCCUCAGGUCUUGCAAGCCACACAGGAGACCCUGCAGCAUCAUGGUGCUGGAGCUGGUGGCACCCGCAACAUCUCAGGCACCAGUAAGUUUCAUGUGGAGCUUGAGCAGGAGCUGGCUGAGCUGCACCAGAAGGACUCAGCCCUGCUCUUCUCCUCCUGCUUUGUGGCCAAUGACUCUACUCUCUUCACCUUGGCCAAGAUCCUGCCCGGGUGCGAGAUUUAUUCAGACGCAGGCAACCAUGCUUCCAUGAUCCAAGGUAUCCGUAACAGUGGAGCAGCCAAGUUUGUCUUCAGGCACAAUGACCCUGACCACCUAAAGAAACUUCUAGAGAAGUCCAACCCUAAGAUACCCAAAAUUGUGGCCUUUGAGACUGUCCACUCCAUGGAUGGUGCCAUCUGUCCCCUCGAGGAGUUGUGUGAUGUGUCCCACCAGUAUGGGGCCCUGACCUUCGUGGAUGAGGUCCAUGCUGUAGGACUGUACGGGUCCCGGGGCGCUGGGAUUGGGGAGCGUGAUGGAAUUAUGCAUAAGAUUGACAUCAUCUCUGGAACUCUUGGCAAGGCCUUUGGCUGUGUGGGUGGCUACAUCGCCAGCACCCGUGACUUGGUGGACACGGUGCGCUCCUAUGCUGCAGGCUUCAUCUUUACCACUUCUCUGCCCCCCAUGGUGCUCUCUGGAGCUCUAGAAUCUGUGCGGCUGCUUAAGGGAGAGGAGGGCCAAGCCCUGAGGCGAGCCCACCAGCGCAAUGUCAAGCACAUGCGCCAGCUACUCAUGGACAGGGGCCUUCCUGUCAUCCCCUGCCCCAGCCACAUCAUCCCCAUCCAGGUGGGCAAUGCAGCACUCAACAGCAAGCUCUGUGAUCUCCUGCUCUCCAAGCAUGGCAUCUACGUGCAGGCCAUCAACUACCCAACUGUCCCCCGGGGUGAAGAGCUCCUGCGCCUGGCACCCUCCCCCCACCACAGCCCUCAGAUGAUGGAAGAUUUUGUGGAGAAGCUGCUGCUGGCUUGGACUGAGGUGGGGAUGCCCCUCCAGGAUGUGUCUGUGGCUGCCUGCAAUUUCUGUCGCCGUCCUGUACACUUUGAGCUCAUGAGUGAGUGGGAACGUACCUACUUCGGGAAUAUGGGGCCCCAGUAUGUCACCACCUAUGCCUGAGAAGCCAACUGCCUAGGAUUCACACCCCACCUGCACUUCACUUGGGUCCAGGCCUCCUCUGUCUUCUGCUUUGUUGUGUGCCUCUAGCUGAAUUGAGCCUAAAAAUAAAGCACAAACUGCAGCA